AUGUAUUUCACUUUCGCUGUCGUUUUGCUGACAGUCUUCAGUUCUGCCUACAGCUCUGGAAAAGAUUCAUAUGGAUAUGGAAGCGGGUAUGGUUCUGGGUAUGGAUCUGGAGUUAGUUCUGGAGUGCUUCUAGGAGGUGUUGGAAGUGGAUAUGGUGGAUAUGGAAUCGGAGCUGGUGUAGGUUCUUUAGCUGUUAUAGGAGGUGUAUCCGGUGCUGGAUAUGGACCAGUAGGUAAAGGCGGAUACGGUCCAGGACCAGUUCUUGUCAGUAGUGGAUACGGCUCUGGAUAUGGCUCUGGGUAUGGAUCUGGAGUUAGUUCUGGAGUGCUUCUAGGAGGUGUUGGAAGUGGAUAUGGUGGAUAUGGAAUCGGAUCCGGUGUAGGUUCUUUAGCUGUUCUAGGAUCCGGUGCUGGAUAUGGACCAGUUUCUGUAGGUAAAGGAGGAUACGGACCACGACCAGUUCUUGUUAGUGGUGGAUACGGCUCUGGAUAUGGGUCUGGGUAUGGAUCCGGGGCUGGUUCUGCAGUCCUUCUAGGAGUUGGCGGAAGCGGAUAUGGACCAGUUUCCGGAGGUUAUGGCUCAGGAAUCGGUUUGGGUUCAAUUAUUGUAGGAAGCGGAUCUGGUGUCGGAUAUGGACCAGUCAAAGGUGGUAGUGGGUACGGUCCAGGACCAGUUGUUGUUAGUGGUGGUUACGGCGCUGGAUAUGGACCAGUCUCCGUCGGAGCAGGAUACGGACCAGUUUCAGUUGGUGCAGGAUAUGGACUAGUAUCAGCUGGUAUCGGAGGUGGUUAUGGUUACGGAAAAGGAUCAAAAUACUAGGUGAAGUGAUUAUUAACAAGAUCCCCGAAGAUGAUGAAUCCAUAGCAUUUUAAAAUUCAGACAACAGUCCUUGAUCCGAGUUACUUCCUUUCCCUUUUAUUCAUAUACAUAAUUAUAUAGAUGAAGUUCAUUAAUAAAGAUUUGCC
Mytilus californianus (California mussel) is the source of this 965-nucleotide messenger RNA. RefSeq names its product keratin-associated protein 6-2-like. Lineage: Eukaryota; Metazoa; Mollusca; Bivalvia; Mytilida; Mytilidae. The record is from RefSeq and is a predicted model, not a curated record. The transcript has 2 exons. Bases 1 to 819 code for a protein of 272 amino acids.